This is a messenger RNA of Anopheles cruzii, 1980 nucleotides long. RefSeq lists its product as uncharacterized. The record is from RefSeq and is a predicted model, not a curated record. Lineage: Eukaryota; Metazoa; Arthropoda; Insecta; Diptera; Culicidae. The coding region runs from base 1 to 1980 and encodes 659 amino acids. Gene Ontology annotation, molecular function: ligand-gated monoatomic ion channel activity. Gene Ontology annotation, cellular component: membrane. The transcript is spliced from 5 exons.
AUGUUGUCGCAGAGCGUAGCAGUGAAAUUCGAUCCAAAUGGCGAUUUGGCACAGAGCAGUCCUACCGAUUCGCUGCUCAAUUACCUUGUGUUACGAUAUUUUGCCCACUACUUCGCCGUUUGUAUAAUAAAGGCACGAAAAGACGACAGUCUAAGCCACUUUGCCGCUCCAAUACCGACCAUCGUGAUUGAAACCGACCACCGUUUCGAGCAACUGUUCUUGUUGGCCGUCGAUGCUGGAUGCCAGGCAUUCAUCGUGACCGAGCAAACCGCGAAGCCGUUCUUCGAUGCUUUUCUCCCGGUGCACGAUGCAGCAUCGCAGCGGUCGGUGCAGAAGCGGUUGAUCGUUGUGCUGAGCCCGAACUCGUCCGUUUUUGCUACAAUUCAUGAAACGCUCGUUAUAGAGGAAAUUCCGGACACCUUACUGAUACUUCCAAUAGUACAAAGUGACCAGAAAUUAGAGCGUAUAGAGCUAUACACGGUGGACAUUUACGACGGAGACCCGAUUGCCAUCGUGCCCCGGUUGAUCGACGUGCUCGAGGAAGCGAAAGAAUGGUUCAUGAAAACCCGUGACGAUCCCAGCAACGAUCAUUUUCCCGACAAGUUUGCAGACAUGCAUCGAAGGCGUUUGCGGCUCGGAACUGUACCCUACUUGCCGAACGCGCAUGUUGCGGAUGUGCCGCUGGGGAAAGGAAACGCCCGCUACAUACUCCCUACGAAACCGAACGUUUCGGCUCAAGUCGAUGGAACGGAGCUUUGGCUCGUUGUGCUGUUCUGUGAGAUCACUAACUGUACGACGGAAGUUAUGAUGGCAUCGGAAUGGGGCACUGUAUUUGAAAAUGGUACCAAAAUCGGAUUAAUCGGGGCUCCCGCCAAACGCCAGGUUGACAUCAUACUCGGUGGUCUCUAUUCUUGGUACAGUAGCUUCGGGUUCCUGGCGUUUACGGCCGUCCACUCGCGAUCCGGCUGCACGUGCAUCGUACCGAAGCCGCAUCUAGUGACCAACUGGCGGACUCCGUUCCUUUCGUUCACCGGGUCACUUUGGUGUGCUGUUUCGCUUGCGUUCCUGUCCGGUGCGAUAGCCAUACUGGUGGUGUCACGCAGUCGGCAGCGCAUACUGCAGCUGGCCGGUGCCGCUGCACCGGUCACUUUCAGUGACUCAGUGCUGCUAAUGAUCGGUUUCUUCAUGGAGCAGACCGUGCCAAUGCCGCACGAGCUGCUCGCCUCGUGCGUGCUCUUCACGACCCUCAUGUUUGCCGGCUUCAUGAUCGGCAGCAGCUACAACGGGGGACUAGCGAGCACGAUGAUUGUGCCACAGUACGAACACUGUAUCAACACUGCACACGAGCUGGCCGAAACUCGUAUGACCUGGGUUGGCGUAACCGUAUCCUGGAUCUACUCGAUCCUGUUGGCCGACCAGCCCGAUUUGCUGACGCUGAAGCAAACUUUUCGCGAAUGGGACGAUGAUACGAUCGAACGACACGGACCCGAUCGCGACCUGGCCAUCAUUGUCGAGCGGAUGGAGUACGGCCACUAUGCCUUUCCAUCCGUGAGUAUCGACACGAUAAAGUGCCGCCAGAUACUGACCGACGACAUUUACUGGGAAUGGGUUGUGGGCAUGUCUACGAAGACGUGGCCAGCACGCGCCCGUUUCGACCGCAUGGUGCACGAACUGAAGGCCUUCGGUAUCCUGGCACACUGGGAGCUAAUCGGAGCGGUCCAGUUUUUGGGUUUGGAGUCUCAGCAAAUCAUACACUAUUCGCGUGACAUUCCCAGUGACGAUUCCAAACCACUUCGUAUAUCGAACAUUAGCGGUGCGCUUCUGAUCCUCGUAGGCGGGCUAGUAAUUUCCGCGGUGGUAUUUUUCGUAGAACUACUGUGGCACCGUUUAAGUCAAUCAAUCAAACAGGAUUUUCUACAUUGCACGGUCCGGUGUUUCAUUACAAAAUUAGGUUUGCUCGCUGUGAAACCAUCAAAAUAA